UCACCACUGCCUUCAACUCAUCACAACAUACCGUUGCAUCGUCUCAAGAUCUCAAUAUCCCCUUCUAUUUUCCAAAAAGAAACAAACAUUUUCUCUUAUUCCUCUGUUUCAAAAAGCAAACAGAUAUGAUCAGUCCAAAGAAACUUAUCAAAAUGGCAAGGAAGUGGCAGAAGGCGGCUGCCAUCAAAAGGAAAAGAAUUUCGCUCCAAUUAGACCAUGGGGAUGUCUAUGCUAGUGCUAAUACUAGCUCAUCGUCAGUGGUGGAUAAGGGCCAUUUUGUAGUCUACAAAGCAGAUCAAAGGCGCUUUGUUUUCCCUAUAAUGUAUCUUAACACUGAAAUUUUCAGGGAGCUCCUAAGGUUAUCUGAAGAAGAGUUUGGACUACCAAGUGACGGACCUAUUACAUUGCCAUUUGACGCAGUUUUUAUGGAUUAUGUGGUCUCUUUACUCCAACGGCACACAACAACAGAAAUACAGAAAGCUCUGCUUGUGUCAAUCGCAAAUAGUAGAUGCUCCAUGCCUUGCUCUAUUGAUCAAGAAAAACCAUUCCAACAUUUAAUAGUCUGCAGCUUCUAGAUCCUUAUCUAUAGCAAGGAUCUUGUAAAUAAUCCACAAUAUUACAGUCUGCCGAAGAUUUUAAGAUCUCUCCAUUUACUCUAAUACAGAAUUGCCAAUCUUCUCGAGUACCAGGAUUCUACA
Molecule: messenger RNA, 698 nt
Organism: Rhododendron vialii
Lineage: Eukaryota; Viridiplantae; Streptophyta; Magnoliopsida; Ericales; Ericaceae
Product: auxin-responsive protein SAUR68-like
Exons: 1
Coding region: 126-575 (149 amino acids)
Biological process (GO): response to auxin
Source: RefSeq, a predicted model, not a curated record